AUGAAAAGAACAAGGCUUCCACCGAUAUCUCAACUCAUUGACCAACUGAACGAUGCAGAGAGUGAUAAUCCAAAUGAAAGCGAAGUCAACAGUAGUACUAUGAGCCAUGGCCAUGGCAUUGCGGGAGAGGAGUCGAGUGCCAGCACGCAGUCGUACCAUUACGCUCUGCCGCUUAGCGGUCGGCCGAGAAUAGGCUCGGUUUCGGACGUAGUAGCGUCUCAACAUCAGCAGCAGCAACAGCAGCAACAAAAGCAUAUAGAAUCACUUCAAAACAUGGGGUUCAGCUUCACAAGCCCAAUUGGGCCCAGCAUGAACCGGCCUCUGUACAACCUGGGUAUUAUGCCUGGUGCACAACAUCCUAGCGAUACUACUACAUAUUAUGUUCCUACACAAGGUGGUCCGUAUACGUUGUCGCCUCAGUCGAGCAUGGGUCCGUCUCUAUCAGCCAAUAUUGGUGGUUACGCUCCUACAAUUACAACGGCUUCAACUUCCGCUGGUAGCAGCAGCGGUAUGGUAAAACAGUCUGAUGAACAACAACAACAACAACAACAACAACAGCACUUCCAAGUGGUUAAUGCCGGCAGCGUGAGUCCCAGUGCACCAAUCAAGCGAGAAGAUGAGCAUGUACACUACUGCACUUGCCAAGAUUCGCAACUGGCGACACACCCUCAAACUCAACCACAACAGCAGCAUAUUCCCAGACCUAGAAACGCAUUCAUUCUGUUUAGACAGCAUUGGCAUAGACAAAUAUUUAAUCAAGAAAAGGAGAAAAUCAAUGCAGAUACGAAAGGAGCAGCCUCCAAGUUGGGCUCCUUCCGAGCAAACUCUCAGGCAUCAAGAGACAUCGGCCAGAGGUGGAGGUCUUUGUCUGAUUCCGAAAGACAAUAUUGGCUCGAUUUGGCCAAGCAAGAAAAGGAAUGCCAUAAAAGGAAGUAUCCUGACUACACAUAUGUACCAACAAGAAAAUCUAAACGAAACUCUCACUCAAGCAAAAAUGCUACUACAGAGUCGACUUCCUAUUCUUCCGCAAGCAACCUUCAUAAACAAACACAUUGUCCAUCAUGUAAUAGACCUAAAAUCCAAAAUCAAAAUCAAAAUCAAAAUCAAAAUCAAAUCCAAAAUCAAAUUCUAGAUCAAAACAUAGACCAAACACAUAAUCAAUCCUAA
Messenger RNA from Kluyveromyces marxianus DMKU3-1042, 1167 nucleotides. It is a transcript of the gene ROX1, whose product is annotated as Rox1p. The transcript has a single exon. Lineage: Eukaryota; Fungi; Ascomycota; Saccharomycetes; Saccharomycetales; Saccharomycetaceae. The record is from RefSeq and is a predicted model, not a curated record. Gene Ontology annotation, biological process: anatomical structure morphogenesis; cell differentiation; negative regulation of transcription by RNA polymerase II. Gene Ontology annotation, molecular function: DNA-binding transcription factor activity, RNA polymerase II-specific; RNA polymerase II cis-regulatory region sequence-specific DNA binding. Bases 1 to 1167 code for a protein of 388 amino acids.